AUGGAAGAAGCUUUUGUUAGUCGUUUUAAUAAUUUGCUUGAAAAUCAUAAAUCUAAACAUAAUAUUCAUAUUACACCAGAGAGAAACAUUAAAAUAAUUAAUAGAUUAAAGUUUUUAAACAAUUUACCUAAUAAUUACGCAGAACGAAAAGAAACGUCUGAUUAUAAAUUAUUAAAGAAAUUUGAAUUAUUAAUAAUCGGUAUUAACGAACGCCUCAUUAAGCGUCGUCCGAAUUCACAAGACAAUAUACUUUAUAUUGUUAAUACCUCGGAAAUAUUUAACAUAAUUGAUGAAGCACCUAAACGAAUAGGACAUGGUGGUAGAGAUCGUACAUUAAAAGAAAUAAAAUCAAAAUAUUUUAAUAUUACUGAAGGAUGUGUUGAAAUUUAUAUGAAAAUUUGCGAAGAAUGUCAAAGAAAGAAACCCAUAUGUUUACCAAAAGUGGUCACAAACCCAAUACGGUCACAUCAUAUUUUGUUAAGAAGCCAAGUUGACCUUAUUGAUUACCAAUCCAAGUCAGAUGGGAGUUUCCGUUUUCUAAUGAACUAUCAAGAUCAUUUUUCAAAAUUUAUUAUAUUGUGCCCAUUAACAUCGAAAAGAGCUGCAGAAGUUGCGGUUCAUUUAGUUGAAAUGUUUUGUAUGUACGGUGCACCACACAUAUUGCGAUCGGAUAAUGGUCGUGAAUUUGUUAAUGAAAUUGUUGAAGAAGUAAAAGAAUUAUGA
Messenger RNA from Didymodactylos carnosus, 723 nucleotides. Lineage: Eukaryota; Metazoa; Rotifera; Eurotatoria; Philodinida; Philodinidae. The record is from the annotation of a GenBank genome assembly.